This is a messenger RNA of Paramecium octaurelia, 409 nucleotides long. The record is from the annotation of a GenBank genome assembly. Lineage: Eukaryota; Ciliophora; Oligohymenophorea; Peniculida; Parameciidae.
CUUCAAUCUCUUGUAAUAAAAUUAAUAAUGAAUUAUUAACAGGGUAUAGAUAUCAGGCAUUAAAAUACUAAAAUUAUCUCACGUAAAUGAACUAUUCGCUUAAAAGUUAAAAUAAAUAGAAUACUUAAAUAACUAAUGGUAAAUAUCUGGUUGUAUUGAUAGAAUCCAAUUGCUAACAUUCGAAUUAGAGAGGCAGGUAUUCUAUUGGUGAUUUGCGACAUUUUUGGAGAAGCCCUAGAAGAAACAUAAAAUAGUAAGUAAAUAUAUAUUGAUAUAUAGAAAACUUCUCAGAUAUUCAGUUUUUGAAUAUUUAUUGAAUCGCAUAUUUAUUACAGGACAAUUGGAAAAUAUAUUUGAAGAAUAAACAAUUGUCUAGUUCAAGGAAAGCUUUUUUCAAAAUUGAAGAGCU